Xyrichtys novacula (pearly razorfish) is the source of this 2641-nucleotide messenger RNA. The record is from the annotation of a GenBank genome assembly. Lineage: Eukaryota; Metazoa; Chordata; Actinopteri; Labriformes; Labridae.
UCCGUGACCUCGUGCCACAAUAACAUCCAGGAGCAGCUAGCAAGAGCACCGACAGCAGUUGUAAACAGUGGAAAAAACACGCGGACAUGGUUUUAUUUUAUACUAAACUGUUUGUAAUUUAGUGAAAUGACUUUGAAUCGCUGGUUUCGACUUUGCUCUUCGUGCAGUCGAGUUUUUCACAGCAGCAGCGGAGGAAACAGAAAGAGACUUGAAUGGAGGACACUUCAAAGUGUGGCUGAGGUGCAACACUGGAGCAGACUUGCACCAAAACGCCUCUGUCACAGUGGUUUAAGGGACUUGUACAAGACCGAGUCCGUUCAGAGGUAUCUCCAGCAGCUGAUGGAGGACUACGAAGACCUGAAUAAGAAGCUGCAGCAUGUACACCUCAGUGAAUCAGACAGAAAAGAGCUCAUGAAGAGACACACUGAGCUGCUGCCUGUGGCAAAUGUGUUUCAGAGUAUUGAACGAGCCAUGAAAGACCUGGAGGAAGUCCUUUCACUCCUGCGUAGUAAGUUAUAGCCCACUUUGCAUUCGUGUAAUAAAUCAUGACACAAUCAUAGUUCUUUAGGUCUUGAAAAUGUGCAUUUAAUAUCUCAAACCAUCUCUGAUUCUGCCAUAAGACAUUAACAGUCUGUUAGGUUCAACAAUAAAUCAAAAAUCCAUUUUUAUGACACUCAAAUACUGACUGCAGGUUCAGCCGGCACUAAAGAUGAAGAUGAACAGCUCACUCAGCUGUUAAAAGAGGAAGAAAAGCAAAUUUCCUGCAAAAUUUUGGCCUUAAGAAAAGACGUAAGAGCCCAAAGUGUGAUCACACAUGAGUAGAAAUGUAAAGUCUGGUGUUUUAUGAUAACAAGUGUUGCCUUUCUCUCCAGCUGAUCAAAACUCUAGUGCCUGUCGACCCACUCGACCCCAGUGACGUUGUGCUGGAGGUCGUAUCAGGUCGAACAACAGGAGGUACGAGACAUUUCUUCUAAUCGGCAAUUCUUGACUAAUUCUACUCAAGCCUUCACAGUGUAACUCUUAUGUGCUUUUGUGGAUGCAGGUGAUAUCUGUCAGCAGUUCACCAGCGAGAUGUUUGACAUGUACGAAGGAUUUGCCUCCUAUAAGAACUGGGACUUUGAGGUGUUGAAUUACACUCCUGCUGAGUAUGGUAUGUCUACUUCUGUUUGCAUUUUGGUGCAUUUAUUCUCACAGUUUCAGUGAUAAUUAGUAGAUGGAAAACUAAUCAGUAAUGCUAAAACCUUAAGUGAGGUGAUAAUCUGUAUUUCUUUCCAAAAGAUAAGAUCCAGUGUUUUGAAACAGUCUAUUUCAAAAACAUAAAAAACUGCAGACAGGAGCUUCAAACACCUUUAAAUUCAAGUGUGAAGAGGGUCAAAGCAUCCACAGCUGUUCCAGUAAAGACAGCAUGACCUGACUGUGUCUCUGUCUCAGGUGGUUUACACCAUGCAGCAGUGAGAAUAGCUGGGGAGAACGUGUACAGACUCCUAAAGCAUGAAGGAGGGACACAUCGGGUGCAGAGGAUCCCUGAGGUGGGCCUUUCCUCCAGGAUGCAGCGUAUCCACACAGGAACAAUGACUGUCAUAAUCCUGCCUCAGCCAGUGGAGGUAAAAUGAGCACAUCGACAACUUCUUCAUCUGUCUGUGUCCCAUUAGGAUGUCUGAAAAAGGAUUAACUCUGUCUUCUAAAUCAUUCAUAGUUUGAUGUUAGUAUCGAUCCAAAGGAUCUUCGCAUCGACACGUUCAGAUCUCGAGGUGCUGGAGGCCAAAGUGUCAACACAACAGACAGUGCCGUGCGCAUCGUUCACCUUCCAACAGGUUAAACCUCCAAACUGAACAGAGCAGCUCCAACAAUUUACAUUCAUACAAGCAGCAGGUGUUGAUGCUGUCUCCUAAAAUAGGUUUAACAGCGGAGUGUCAGCAGACUCGCUCGCAACUGCAAAACAGAGACAGAGCCAUGCGUAUGUUGAGGGUGAGGCUGUACCAAAGCAUUAUGGGAAAAGAGACCGAGCAGAGGCACACAGCACGGAAGCAGCAGGUUAGUAAACUCCUACAGCGAGAGGAAACAUUUGAUAAAUUCACAAAUCUUUGUCACAUGAUCACCUCGGUUUCUCACUCCAGGUGGGCAGUCGUUCUCAGUCAGAGAGGAUUCGAACCUACAACUUCAGCCAGGAUCGAGUAACAGACCACAGGACCGGAUAUGUCACCAGGGAUAUUGAUGUAAAACCUGCGUGAAUCAUAAGGAAAGUGUCAGACUCAGCUCUCUCUUGUUUGUUAAAACUGACUUCCGAUGUGUUUUUGUUCUUGUCUAGGAGUUCAUGAGAGGAGGAGAAGCCCUACAAGAUCUGAUCUCUGAUGUGCGUGAACAUGCUGAGAGGGAGGCGCUGAUGGAGGUUAUGGAGAGCAGCAGCAGUUUAAAAUCACCGGGACAGGGUAACUCAUCAAAAUGACACAAAAGAAACUGACUGUCAAGUAUCCUGGACUUACAGUUUAUCAUUUCGGGGCUUCAUCUUGUAUUAUCUGAAAAUUAAUAAUACUAUUUAUGCUGGAGCAGUUGUGAAGAUGCACCUGAAGCCGUCAAAGAGCAGCUGCUCAUUUGGAUUAAAUUUGAGAUAUUUAUUUUUGUAAUAAAAUGGAAAAAUUCA